Messenger RNA from Ziziphus jujuba (common jujube), 1104 nucleotides. RefSeq lists its product as uncharacterized. Lineage: Eukaryota; Viridiplantae; Streptophyta; Magnoliopsida; Rosales; Rhamnaceae. The record is from RefSeq and is a predicted model, not a curated record. The coding region runs from base 1 to 1104 and encodes 367 amino acids. The transcript has 3 exons.
AUGGGGUUUUAUCUACCUUGCGUCGAUUGGAGGAAGCAAAAUGAUGAAGAUGUGACCACCACUUGUUUUGGAUUGUGUGAUGAAAAUUCAAUCAGGGAAUUGCCUUUUAUUCAAAACCAAGAUCUAACAAUUGAAGAUGGUGACGACACUGAUGAUGUUGCUAUUGUACCUGUUGUUAAUCAACCAUUAUCUUUGAAUAGGUACUAUGUCGUAGUGAAACAAGGGAAGCACAAAGGGGAAGCAUGGACAAAUUCAAGAGGAGAGGACAUGGGAACUAAUUUUUUUGGGGGAAGAUAUGUUAAAGAUGUCAAACCAAAACCAUUGGAUCCCUCAGACUUAUCUCAGCAAGUUGAGAUAAUUCCUAAGAAGCCUUAUUGUUUUUCUGCCAAGGCUGUUACUUCAGAUGGGUUUCCUCCUGGCUUCUUAAGGAAUAAAAACUGGCAUGUUAACAUGUCCACUCCUCGCCAUUACCGGUUGAAUGAAGCUCUCGGCCUUAACUCUUCCUUACGUGCCCAUUUUCCAAAUUUCGACUUCCCAUUGUUGAAUGGUUGUUCUGCAAGUGUGAUCGUUGGGAAGUGGUACUUCCCUUUCAUGUUUGUAAAGGAGGCAACGUUGAAUUUGAAGGACCAAAUGAAGAAAUCUAUGUUCUAUGAAAUGACACUUGAGCAGAGAUGGGAAAAGAUUUUCUCGUGUGAUAAUGAUAAUAAUAAUGAAAAGAAUGUGGUUUUUGUAGAUGUGGAUGUUCAAACAGAAAAGGUUUAUGUUGCUGGAAGAGAAGCUGUUUUGAAUGAGAGAGAAGUGAGUAGCAAUGGGGUACUGGAGUGGUUUAUGAGUUUUGAUGGUGCUGGAAAUGACUCAAGAGUGGGUGUGAGCAUGUUAGUAGUUGAGAGGAUAAAAUGGGAAGAAGAAAGAGUUGGAUGGCUUGGCUGGGAAGAAAGAAAAAUGGAGGUUGAGAAAAAUGAGGAGUAUGGAGGGAUAAGUAGGUGGACCAAAUUUGCGUGUUUUGUUUUGGUGGAGAGGUUUGUGCUGAAGAGAAUGUAUGGAAGUGCUGUGCUCAUAUAUGAAUUCAAGCACACUCAUAAUAUCAAAAGCAAAUGGGAAUGA